Messenger RNA from Aspergillus affinis, 1944 nucleotides. RefSeq lists its product as uncharacterized. Gene Ontology annotation, molecular function: iron ion binding; monooxygenase activity; oxidoreductase activity, acting on paired donors, with incorporation or reduction of molecular oxygen. NCBI's taxonomy places the organism in Eukaryota, Fungi, Ascomycota, Eurotiomycetes, Eurotiales, Aspergillaceae. The record is from RefSeq and is a predicted model, not a curated record. The coding region runs from base 1 to 1944 and encodes 647 amino acids. Gene Ontology annotation, biological process: secondary metabolite biosynthetic process; fatty acid biosynthetic process. The transcript is spliced from 7 exons.
AUGUUCGUUCUCGUCUGCUCCCGGUCAAAAGAAGGCAUUAAAAAUGGCUCUCGCCUCUUGCGGAUCUCCUGCCUUGGUGCCCGUGUCAUGAGCUUCGAAGAAUUGCGGCCGGUCACGGCUAACAAGUUUUAUUCUACACUGGUGGUCUCAGCGAACGACCCAGCGGCUCUCAAGGGAAAUAUCGAGGCUCUGUGCACCCACUUAAUCAAUCCGCGUUUACGUGUGAAGCUGGACGACCUGGCAUACACCUUGUCAGAGCGUCGCUCGAACUUCUUUCAUCGCGCCUAUGUCGUCACACAAGACACAGAAUUUGAGCCGAGCGACUUCGUCAUGGGCAAGAAGGCCCCCAUGACACCCCGGAUCGGCUUUGUCUUCACCGGCCAAGGUGCCCAGUGGCCCAUUUGGGGCCAGGCGUUGCUGCAAUAUUUCCCGGAGACGCGUGCUCUCUUCGAGGAGUUUGACCAAGUCCUCCAGAGCUUACCCAGUCCUCCUACCUGGUCGUUUGUCAAGGAGCUCAGCGAGCCUCGCACCGCGGAGCACUUGCGCCAGCCUGAGUUUUCCCACCCUCUCGUCACAGCUCUGCAGCUUGCCAUUCUCUCUAUUCUUGAGACGUGGAAUGUUACCCCGAGCAGCGUGGUGGGCCAUUCUUCGGGUGAGAUUGCUGCUGCGCAUGCGGCCGGAUUCCUCGACCGCGCCGAUGUCAUCAAAGCCGCCUUUUACCGCGACCGAGCAGCCGUCAACAAAAAGGAAGAAGCUGAAUCCGAUCCCAGUAGCUUGACCAUUUCGGGUCGGAAGCCAGCUCUGGAGGCUUUGGCGUCGGAGGUCAAAACGGAGGGCCACUUUGCCCGGCUACUCCUUAUCGACCUAGCGUAUCAUUCCAAACUGAUGGGAGUCAUCAGUGAUGAAUAUGAGAGUCGCCUGGCCGUCGACAGCAAGUUCACGUCCGCUGAAACGCCGUCCCCCAAUGUCGCCAUGUUCUCCUCUGUCACCGGCUCGAAGAAGACUUCGGCGGCUGAUGCUCACUACUGGAGAGACAACAUGGUCUCCCCUGUUCGCUUUACCAAAGCUCUCUCCGCGAUGGUGUCGGGCUCCGGGAAGCCAGAUAUCCUCAUCGAGAUUGGUUCCGGGGCACUCGCGGGCCCUGUGUCCCAGGUGCUCAAGUCGAUUUUUACUGCAUCAAAUGUCACCUAUAUGCAUCAUGGUCUCGAGGGUCCGAGGCUGCGAAGCCGCUCCUCAAGGUUGGAGGAGCUCUGUUCAAUCCUGGGCUUCGGCAAAAUCGCCCAACAGCACCAGCGGCUUGCCGAACGGAAACAUGAACACCUGCACCACCGGCGAGUUGAGCCGCUCCAUCACGGAGCGGAGGUAGGUCGCAAAUGUCCCAUCUGUGGCCUUGAUGUGCGUGACCAUGGCCGGGAUGUCCCCCAAGAUGCUGUGCGCCGAUGCCUCGAUGUGUCGGCGUCUCAUCUGAUUUAUGUAUUGUUGGCGUCGCUAGUGCUGUACUAUGCCUUUAUCGCCAUCCAUCGAUUGUAUCUUUCCGAGCUUGCAAGAGCACGUAUCCCGGGUCCUCGACUGGCAGCCAUCACAUUUUUGUACGAAGCCUACUAUGAGGCUUGGUUAGGGGGGCAGAUGUUCCUCCACGUUCAGGAACUACACAAGAAAUACGGGCCGAUUGUUCGCAUCACACCCGAUGAGGUUCACUUCGACGAUCCCGAGACCAUCGAUGCCAUAUUCCCACAGGGAGGAAGAAAGACAAAUAAGCCCACUUGGCUGCACACCAGAACCGGCACCCCCGACUCCAUCUUCUCCACUGUCCACCAUGACCAGCACCGACAGCGCCGCAAUGCUGUCAGCUCAUUUUUUUCGCCGGCCAGUGUGCAUCGGCUGGAGAGCAUAUUGAAAGAGAACCUGGGCACCUUGAUCGCGCGUCUUGACCACCACGGCUGA